AUGGUGCGCGAGCUCCGCGCCGACUCCUUCUACGCGCGUCUCCGCGCCGCCGCCGUCGCCGCCGCAUCGGCUUCCUCCGCCUCCUCGUCCCCGCUCCUGAUCCUCCCGUCCGCGGCCGACGCCGACUCGCUCUGCGCGCUCAGGAUCCUCGCCCACGUCCUCUCCGCCGACUCCGUCCGCUUCUCCGUCUACCCCGUCGCCUCCACCGCCGCCGCCGCGGACCUCCUCGCCUCCUUCUCCCCCGAUGCCGCGCCGCCGCUCUGCGUCCUGCUCAUCAACUGGGGCGCGCGCUGCGACCUCCUCCGCGGCCUCCUGCCGCGCGGCUCCACCGCGUUCGUCGUCGACUCGCACCGCCCCGUGCACCUCCGCAACCUCGCCGCGGGGAACGACCGCGUCGUCGUGCUCUUCACCGCCGACGACGAGCGCGCCGCCGACCUGUCCUACGACUUCGACGUCUCCUCCCUCGCCGACGCCUCCGACCUCACCGCUGAUGGGGACGCGGACGGCGUCUCCGAUGACUCCGACUCCGACGCUUCGGACUACGACUCCGACGCCGAGGGCGGGCGGAGGAAGAGGCGGCGGCCGGCCGCGGAGACGAACACCAACGACCCGGUGAGGCUGUUCGGCAGGCUGCGGAGGGAGUACUACCGGCUCGGCACCUUCCACGGGAAGCCGUCGGGGUGCCUCAUGUACGACCUCGCCCACGCGCUGCGCAGGAACACCAACGACCUCCUCUGGCUCGCCUGCGUCUCCCUCGCCGACCAGUUCGUCCACGACCGCAUCACCAACGAGCGCUACCAGGCCGCCGUCAUGGAGCUCGAGCAGCACGUUAACGGGUCCGGCAACCUCGAUCCUUCCGGCGUCGGCUCCGUCGUCACGCUCAAGGACGGGACCAGGAUCCGGGCGCCCGAGACCUCCCGCAUCGCCUACCAGGACGAGCCAAGGCUCAUGCUGCUGCGGGAGUGGACCUUGUUCGACUCCAUGCUCUGCUCCUCUUACGUCGCCACCAGGCUCAAGACGUGGACUGACAACGGCCUCAAGAAGCUCAAGCUUCUUCUCGCCAGGAUGGGCUUCCCGCUCGCCGACUGCCAGAAGAGCUUCCAGUACAUGAGCAUGGAGGUCAAGCGCAAGAUGCGCGGUGAGUUUGAUCGCCUCCUGCCCGAGUAUGGCCUCACAGACUUCUACUACCGGAGCUUCCUCAGGGUGCAUGGGUACAAGUCCAAGGUCUCUGCUGCGGAUGUUGUGUACGGCCUCACGGCUUUACUUGAAUCAAUGGAUGCUGACUCCAAGGAGGAGUGCUCUGCUGCUGAGCAGUUCUGGGUUGCCUACUCUGCAUUGUCCGUGAGCAAUGUGGAUCAGCUGCAAAAGGGGAUGCAAUCCGCAAUAGAGAUACAGAGGGCGAUACUGAGGCAAGGAAGCUCUGCAAUCACCAAGAGCGGCUUCAUACGGAGUGCCAAGAAGUUUCGCUGGGUGAAGCUUGAUGACCCAGUGGACACUGGCAAGUUGUGCCACCCACAGGCGCUAACCAAGUUCUGCUUCUUUCUAAUGGAUGCACUCAAGGAGCGGGGUGCAAGGAUGAAGCCACUAGUCUGUGCUUGCUUAGCUGGGGACCCUGAGAAGGUGCUCGUAGUGGGGGUAUGCGGAAAGCCCAGGCUCGGAGCCAUUCAGGGGAAUGCGUUCGGCAAUGCAUUUAGGUCUGCGGCAGAGGAGAUUGGUGCAGACUAUUUCCAUGACAUGUUUGAGUCAUCAUGGAUUGUUCUUGAUGUUGUUGCUGUCAGUUCUUUCAUGAUUCGGCUAACAGAGAAGCUGUAAUGGCAUGCCCUCGUCUAAUGCUAGUGAUC
Messenger RNA from Lolium rigidum, 1841 nucleotides. RefSeq names its product cell division control protein 45 homolog. NCBI's taxonomy places the organism in Eukaryota, Viridiplantae, Streptophyta, Magnoliopsida, Poales, Poaceae. Gene Ontology annotation, biological process: double-strand break repair via break-induced replication; DNA replication initiation; mitotic DNA replication preinitiation complex assembly. The transcript has a single exon. Gene Ontology annotation, cellular component: DNA replication preinitiation complex. Gene Ontology annotation, molecular function: DNA replication origin binding; single-stranded DNA binding; chromatin binding. The record is from RefSeq and is a predicted model, not a curated record. Bases 1 to 1812 code for a protein of 603 amino acids.